CAGUUGGGCGUGUGUGCCAUGCAAUUCCUCAGCGUGUCGUCCUCUCCUGCUGCCAGGACCGCAACAACACCACUACCACUGGGUGGAUCCUCACACAGGGAUGAGGUCCAGGCCAUUCUGGAGCCGUGGGAUCACGAGCGGCGGUGAUGACCAUGGCGGCGAGCGAAAAGAAGAAGCCGAGGGGACGAAGAGCAGUACAAGAGCAUCUCCGGUGGAGGAGUUUUCUACGACGGACACUACCAGCAAGACCACGAGCAAGGUCAGCUCCAGCAGGGCCGCCACCGCCGCGGCACCUCAACACGUCCGCAGCCUCGGCGAGAGCCGCCGGAACACGCCGCCGCCGCCGCCAUUUGGGAUUACACCGCCUCACGCCCUGACCGCCACCGCAUCCACGGCUCUCGCCGUAGCACACCGAGACCGAGCCGCACACGCCGCAUGCCAGCCAGCGCGAGGCCCCCUGGCGACAAGCACGGUGUUUGGGCACUACCCCGCUUGUGGACACCAUGCAGACGGUGGUGACGUUGGCUGGGUGGGCAUCAGGCACACCAGCGGCAAGGGCAAGGCUGCCUCUAGUGCCGCUCGAGACGUCCGUAGCCUCGGCGAGAGCCGCCGGAACAGCCCGCCGCCGCCAUCGUUUAGUAUUGCACCGCCAACCGCCUUGACAGCCGCCGCUUCCACGGCUAUUGCCAUGGCAUUCCGACACCAAGAAGAACUGGCUUCACACGCCGCACGCCAGGAAGCGCAAGACGCCCAGGCGGCAGUCAACGUGAAAACCUGUGGGGUAGGUUGUGGACACAAUGCCGAGGGUGAUGAAAUUGGCUGGGUGAAUAUCAGAGACGUCAGUGGCAGGGGCAUGGGUGUCUCUUCUGCCGCUCAGUACCUCCGCAGCCUCGGCGAGAGCCGCCGGAUCAGGCGGUCACCGUUGGUUAGUACUGCACCGCCCACUGCCCUGACGGCCGCCGCUUCCACGGCUCUAGCCGUGGCAUACCGAGACCAACUGGCUGCACACGCCGCACGCCAGGCAGCGCGAGUCCCCCUGGCGGCAAGCACCAUGAACGUGUUUGGGCACUACCCUGGUGGUGGAUACCAUGGCGAGGGUGAUAACAUUAGCUGGGUGGAUAUCAGAGACGCCGACGGCAAGGGCACGGGUGGCUCUAGUGUCGCCAGGCGCUCUGACCUCUCAUUCUCGAUGGCCGCCGUUCCCAUUGCUUUCGCGGCAAACCAGUCUUUCGGGGCUCCUCCGGCGGCUAGCGCCACGGUGACCGCGCACCACCUCGGCGGUGGACACCUUUCUGGCAAGGCUUCAGGUCCCUCCGGUGCGAUCAGACUCUCUUCUGCGGCACGUAACAGCACCGGCAGCGAGAUGUAUGCGACCGGCAGCGGCCGUGGCGGUGACGGCGAAAAAAACAGCAGCACCAUCAACGGCGAUGAUGGUAGUUGUAGUGCCACGCAAUCUCUACCCACCUCCUCGAUCGACGCCGCCGGAGAGUCUGCUGCUGCUCCUCCUGUCGCUGGUAGUGCCCGCACAGCAGAAGGUAAAGAGACGGAUGGAAAGUCAGCACACCUGGAAAGAGCGGGGGCCCAAUCCCCGAAAAGCGGCACGAGAAAACCGGCGCAUAAGCGGCACCCCUGGGGCGGGAAAGACUGGGCAGGGCACCCUAUAUCCAAAAAGCUCCAGAAACAUGUCAAGGAGAACGACAAGGCGUGGAGGAUGCAAGGCGGAAUCAUGAUGGGAGCUGACGGCAGCCAUUUCUUUUGUAGUGUCUGCGGAUAUCCGGGUGAAGUCAUUUGCUGCGACGAGUGCCCCCGUGUCUUCCACCCGGGGUGUCUACGCGUCAGGCUGAAUAGCCAGCAAGCCGCCGCUGGCCAAACCACAGCUGACACGUGGCACUGCCCCGUGUGUACGGAGGGCCGGGGCAACCAAUCUGGUCGUCGGGGUAAGCAUCGGCAAGGAGCACGCGCGUGACAAGCACGUGUGAUUCUCCUCAACAGGAAGCAUUCCUGUGGGCAAGGAGUUGCUCUUCUCGUACCUUCCGCCUGUCGCCGUCGGUCUACAAGAGACAAAAGCGGUGAAAUGUGCUUGCCGGGAGCCAAGGGGCCUUGCGCGGGCUCCACGUAGCGGGCACAAGGGUCAACUGUAGAAAGUGCGUUCUUAUUAUUCUUGUCAAGUGCUCUUUCAUCAUGAAAUGUAGCCCUCUUGCAUGGUUUGGUGCGCCCUGAAACAGUGGUGGGAGAUACUGUUUGGCAGACUUGAAAAAUAAGUAAAAAUGUUAACGGAAAGUUGAUGUUGUAGGGCAGCGAUCCCACAGGAGAUUCUACCGCACUUUUAUGUGUCUGCUUGGAUUCUCUCUGGGCUUGAAGCACCCAAAUAAUGGGUUGUCAGGGAGAGAUCGGCUGGUAGUAUUGAGCCAAGCAGCAGAAUAUGAAAAAGUAAUUGUACGUUUGUCCAUUGCACCCUGCGCGUGCGUUGGUAAGACACGGACAAGAACGGGGCCCGGUACCCCACCAUGGUCGAGUCAGAGAAAAUUGCAGCUUGAACAACGUCUUGAGGUGUAAUUCGACACCAGCAGAGGUUGUUGGGGUUCAUCACGUUGGUGUGAUGGAGUGUUAGGACGGGAGUGGGAGUGAUCCUGCCUGAAGACCGAAGCGCAGCUAUGUACCACGGAGGGCAAUCUUACUCGUUGUCGUACGGAAGAACGAGGAUCAGUCUCGCCUUGUGAUGUUGGCGGUGCACUUGGCACAUCUUGAGCUUGAGCGGCUUACCGUGUAUCAACGCCCAUGGCACCUCUUCGGUACGUGACUUUAUGGCGUACCGUAAGCUGUCUUAUGCCUUCGUAUCGGAAUGACCGUGAAAAGCUCAAGCGAGCUGAGCGACGGGGACGGAGUGGGAGCGAGCACGGUAAUCCGCAGUACGUUAGAACAAGUUGUAUUAUGAUGGUCUCACGUGCUGAUUGUCAUUGUUUGUGAGGUAGUGAUGCUGUCAUGAGUGUUCGGAAUUGAACCGCGUGAUUUGCCGGUAGUUACAGAUGAACACGCAAGUACACGGUUCAGGGUCGGCAACGAGAGCUCGGAGAGACUGCAGGAUGUGAGUGCAAUUUAAAAGCCAGUUGCUCUGUGGGCUUGUUGUGGAUCUGUCCUGCUUACCCUUGACCCUCCCGGAAUGAGCCGCGAAUGACAGGCGUGGGGGGGGUCCAUGCAGCGACGGUGGCGGCGAGACGUAAAUUCAUGGGGCGGGAGAGGGGGGAUGAGAGAUGUGUGGCAGAGUGUGAAUUACGAUGUUGACUGCUUCUUCUCAGCGAAAACCACCUGCGUCGCACCGGUGACUGUCAACACGUCAUAGUACUCAGGGUCUAUGGGAAGGAAGGGCAGCAAGCCAGCCAUCCUCCGGGCGAGGAAGUAGGGGAUGAAUAGGCCUGCGGUGUCGUGCGGGACUGUGCAGAUCACUGUGCCCUGCUUGCUAGAUAGAUUAUGGCUUCUGUUUUGGGUUCUAGUAUGGGGUGUGCCGCGCAUAAACUUAAUCGCGAUGCUGGUGGCGGUUGUGGUGUUUUACGGCCACACAGAAAUGCAAUCGUUUGA
Molecule: messenger RNA, 3576 nt
Organism: Ectocarpus sp. CCAP 1310/34
Lineage: Eukaryota; Phaeophyceae; Ectocarpales; Ectocarpaceae
Source: the annotation of a GenBank genome assembly